Manduca sexta (tobacco hornworm) is the source of this 1268-nucleotide messenger RNA. RefSeq names its product clotting factor C. The transcript has 6 exons. The record is from RefSeq and is a predicted model, not a curated record. NCBI's taxonomy places the organism in Eukaryota, Metazoa, Arthropoda, Insecta, Lepidoptera, Sphingidae. Gene Ontology annotation, biological process: proteolysis. The coding region runs from base 41 to 1033 and encodes 330 amino acids. Gene Ontology annotation, molecular function: serine-type endopeptidase activity.
UGCAGUAUUCCGCGUCCGCACCUCAUUCCGACUUGUAGAGAUGAGACUCUACACAUUGUUCAUUACGUGUUUGGGUGUUGCCGUUUCCGCUAAUAAGUCCAUUAACCCCUCCUAUGUAUCGAACAUAAGCGGAGGAAACCGCGUGAAGAACCCGUCUCCGUGGCACGCGGGUAUCUACACCAAGACUACUGAGCCUUACAAGCAGAUAUGCGGCGGCACCUUGGUCACUAAAUGCGCCGUCAUAUCAGCCGCGCAUUGCUUCUCACAUGACGGACUUGCACCCCUGGCGUUCAACUACGCCGUGGCUGUUGGCAAAAUGUACCGACCCUGGAACGACUAUCAUGAUGAAGGAGUUCAGAAGGCUGAUGUAAUUGCAAUAAGAAUCCCACCACGUUACCAAGGAGCCAUAGCAAACUUCCAAGAUGACAUCGCAGUUGUGAUCGCCGCCACAGAGUUCUACCUCACCCCGUACGUGGAGCCGGCUUGCCUGAGCUUCAAACCGGAUUUCGAUGAGGAGCAGCUGCGAGAUGGACAGCUGGGUGUGGUGGUCGGCUGGGGUCUGACGGGGGAGAACUCACCGGCUUCUCAAGUACUCCAAUCAGCCUCACUGCCGAAUGUCGCCAUUGAGAAGUGUAUCAAGCAGAGUCCGACGAGCUUCAGGAGUUCCAUCACUGGGGACAAGAUCUGCGCAGGAUACAACAAUGGCACGGCGGUAUGCCGCGGCGACAGCGGCGGCGGGCUGGUCUACAGUGCGUUUGUGAACUACCGUCUACUCUACUUCUUACGCGGUGUCGUCUCAACGUCCCCGACUUCUGAAAACAUGUGCAACAUCUACUCCUGGGCCACCUUCACGCAUCUCAUCAAACACGAACACUUCAUUAAGUCCGUUGUGCCUGACGUGGAACAGUUUUGUGUUCAAACUUAUGGGACUACGUUUACUAAACUCGAACGGAUACAGAACGAGGAGACGUGCCAGUGUCCAAAAGCGUACGAAGUUAUACUGUCUGAUAAAGUGAUAAAGGUCUUUUUAUAAUUCUAAAACAUUUUGGAUUCGGAAUAUUUAUAAUCAACCAUAAAACCAGCUGAGCCAAAUUGUUAUCAAAAAUCGUUAUAUCUUCAUUAAAAUAAACUUCAAAGUGUUUAAUUUAAUUAAGAUAAAGUAAACAAAUAUUUAGAUUGAAGCUAAUAUGUAGAAGCUUUAAUUUUUUGAGUUUUUCAACUCCUUUUGUGGCUGAUUGUUCUUUAUAAGAAUAAAAAUGUUUUUCUUG